This is a messenger RNA of Sorghum bicolor (sorghum), 1944 nucleotides long. RefSeq names its product premnaspirodiene oxygenase. Gene Ontology annotation, molecular function: heme binding; oxidoreductase activity, acting on paired donors, with incorporation or reduction of molecular oxygen; iron ion binding. Lineage: Eukaryota; Viridiplantae; Streptophyta; Magnoliopsida; Poales; Poaceae. The coding region runs from base 21 to 1568 and encodes 515 amino acids. The transcript is spliced from 2 exons. The record is from RefSeq and is a predicted model, not a curated record.
ACCAAGUUUAAUUGGCAAUCAUGGACCACACUGUGUACUACUACUGCCUUGUAGCUCUUCUUCCACUUGUGUACUUCCUUCUGAAAUCGUUGGGAUGUCGUAGCCACCGUAGACUCCAGCUCCCUCCAGGCCCGUGGCAGCUCCCUAUCAUCGGCAGCAUCCACCAUCUCCGUGGCUCCCUCGUGCACCGUGCUUUGCGGGACCUGUCGCUCCGCCACGGCCCUCUCAUGUUGCUCAAGUUCGGCGAGGUUCCGGUCGUCGUGGCAUCCACGCCGGAUGCCACAAAAGAGGUGAUGAAGACACACGGUGCCAUCUUCUCCACGAAGCCACUGAGCUUCACCAUCAAGACGUUCUCCAAGGAUGGCCUGGGCAUCGCCUUUGCGCCGUACGGCGACUACUGGCGUCAGCUUCGCAAGAUCUGCAUCAUGGAGCUGCUUAGUGCUAGGCGCGUCCGGUCCCUACGGCCCGUGCGCGAGGAGGAGGCGCUCCGGCUAGUCCGAGCAGUCUUGUCCUCGUCCUCGUCCACCAUGGCAGGAGGAGCUGCACCGUCGCUCGUGGACCUCGGUAAGCUAGUCGCCAUGUACGCCGCCGACGCGUCGUUGCACGCCAUCAUGGGCAGGCGGUUCAAGGUCAAGGACAGGGACACAUUGCUGUGCUACUUGGACAAGGGCAUCCGGCUGGCCGCCAAGUUCACGCUCAGAGACCUGUUCCCGUCGUCGUGGUUGGUUCGCGUUUUGAGCUGGCGAGCGGUUCGUGAGGUAGAAGCCUACCGCCACUCCUUUUUUGCCUUCAUGGAUGAUGUGGUAGGCGAACACCUAGAGCGACGAAGGUCAACUGAAGAAGAAGAGGAGGAGGAGGAGUAUCUGAUUGACGUUCUCCUCCGGAUCCAGAAGGAAGGGAACCUUCAGUUCCCUCUCACCAUGAGAAUGAUCCAAGCGGUGAUACUUGAUCUUAUUGUAGGGGGUAUCGAAUCAGCGACGACAACGCUGCAGUGGGCGAUGGCUGAGCUGAUGAGGAACCCAGGUAUCUUGUCCAAGGCACAAGCCGAGGUCAGGAGAGUGUUCAUGGGCCAAACCAAGGUAGCCGAAGAUCGACUAGGCGAACUAUCCUACCUGCAGCUGGUCAUCAAGGAGACCCUGCGACUGCAUGUCCCGGGGCCGCUGCUGAACCCAAGGGAAUGCCAGGAACAGUGCCGUAUACUUGGCUACGAUGUGCCCAAGGGAGCCAUGGUGCUCGUGAACGCCUGGGCCAUCGCUCGGAGCCCGGAUUACUGGGUGGAGCCAGAUAUGUUCCACCCGGAGAGGUUUGUCGGUGACACGAGAGAUUUCAAGGGCAAUGACUUCGACUUCAUCCCGUUUGGCACUGGGAGGAGGAUCUGCCCUGGAAUGGGGUUUGGGCUGGCAAACAUUGAGCUCGGUCUCGCCAGCUUGCUCUUCUAUUUUGACUGGAGUCUCCCAGAGGGCAUCAUUCCCAGUGAGCUGGACAUGACCGAGACCAUGGAGGUCACUGCUAGAAGGAAAGCAGACCUCUUGUUGUCUGCUACUCCGUGUGUCAAACUGCCCAGUUGAUUACCUCGCAAAACAUGCUCAGGUAUAUAUAUAUAUGUCCCCAAAAAGGAAAAUCAUCCAAGAAUAACUGCAUGCUGCCUAAUUGGUGUGAAUUUGGGCUCCAGGAUAUGUGGGGAUGAGAUUCACUGAACCAACAUUUUCCCAUAGGUAUAUGUUUGAUGCGUGAUUUAAGGAAACAGUCGUAGUUGAUUCACAUAUUUACUAUUUAUUGUUUGUGCAAUUGUGUUCACUCCACAGUUCCAAAAAGAACUUCUUCGAUUGACAAUGUAUAACUGAUUUCACAAGGAUCAUCUAAGCUGGUGGAUAUCAUCACAUAAACUUAAAUUCCUAUGGUCUUCGACUCAGGAACUGUUACUUAUAUUUCAACUCGUGGUUA